AUGGAGGCUGCCCAGCACAAGGUGCGCACGCCCCAAGAGGCUGUCGCCAGAAUCGCAUACCUCGCCUCCGACGUCGUCGUCUCUGUCCAACCAUCUCUCGCCACCGACUCGGAAUUCUCCUCUCAUCUCAAGCGAUAUGCUGCCCGCAAGGACCGCAGCCUCGUCGCUGCCACCGCUGCCGCUGUCCCGCAUAUCCUCUCUGUUCGCCACAAUGCUGACCCUCUGCUCUCCGUCUUCACACCGAUCCGCUCCGGGAAGCUCGUCUCCGUCACCACACCCUCCUCCGUCCUCUUGCCUGCCGUCUCUCACCUCUACAAGCUGGCCAAUUAUCCCGUAGUCCUCCACGUCGCCCUUCAGCCCCGCAACUUUGCCGACUACUCUGUCAUCACCGCCAUCCGCAAUACUGGGUGGACUUUUGUCCAGUCCGAGACUCUCCAAGAGGCCCAGGACAUGGCCGUCACCGCCCACGCUCUAGCCGUGCGCACUGGCAAGGGCGUCAUCCACUUCUUUGCCCCAGAAACGUCCGCCAAGGACGAGCCCGUUUCCGUUGAGGACCCCGCCGUCGUUGGCAACAUCAUUGAUCUCGAUAGCGUCCGCCGCUUCCAGUCCGGCUCUAUCGCUGCCACCGGCUUAUACGCCGACGACGGUCACGUCGCGGUCUCCUCCGACCACCCAGAGGUCGCCGCUCCCGACGGCGCCACCAACCUGCGCCCGCCUCCGAGCGCCGUCGCCUCCAAGCUGACGUCGGCCGGUACUUCGGUCAAGUCUAGCCAGGCUAGUGAGACUGGCACUCCCGGCGCGCCCUCCUCCGUCGCCACCACGGUCGAGUCGGCCCCACCACCCGUCACCUCGGAGGAUAUUUACACAUGCGCAACUCGCAUCUGGGCUAGCCUUCACUCCGCUGUCGGCCGUCAGUAUAACGCUUUUGAAUACACCGGUCCGAACAAUGCGCAAAACUGCCUCUUCAUCUUUGGCUCCGAUACCGGCACUUUUGCCCAGGUUAUCGACGAUGCUAAGCCGGACGAGAUCUUUGCCAACACCGGCAUUGUCACUCCUCGCCUCUACCGACCCUGGCUCGGCUCCAAGCUGGUUGACGCUCUCCCCAAGUCCAUCAAGCGCAUCGCGGUCCUCGAGCAGAUUCACCGUAAGACCACAAAAUGGGGCCCUCUGCUGAUUGACGUCGUCUCCUCCAUCAAGAGCGGCCCUGGUGGCGUCGAGACCAUUGUUGGCCACCAGCUCGGCUACAUUGCUGCCGAGGCCGUCGAUCAGGCUCUUCGUGGCAUUCUCCAGAACCUCACCUCCGAGGUCCCUCUCCAGAACCUCGAGGUUGGCGUCCGUGACGCUCCCGCUGAGCGCAGCGACUAUGUCCUCGCCAUGCCUACCCUCGAGACCGCUUACAACAAGAUCCUGGACCAGCUCUUCGGCAAACGCACCUACAUUGCCAAUGCCCUCCGUUCACAAAACACCGGCAUUUCUUCCACUGUUUCUGCCACGCCCGAGUUUGGCUUCGGUUCACUCAUUGCCCGAAAGGACCUGCGCAAAGACUUUGUUAGCGAAGUCAAGGAAGCCGCCAAGAGCAACGCCUUCAUCACGGACGGCCCCAAGAACUGGCUCGCCAAGUGGGCUGUUGCUUCAGACGACCUAUUCAAGUCUACUGAGAUUGCUGACGACGUUAUCUCUCGCCUCCAGACCGACGGCUCGCCCAUCGCCCAGAAACUCCUCAAGAAGCAAGGCCUCUUCCGCAAGGAGUCCCUUUGGCUCGUAGGCUCGGAUGCCUGGUCCUACGACCUUGGCAACUCUGGUGUGCACCAUGUCCUCGCCUCUGGUGAGAACGUCAACAUGCUCAUCAUCGACUCUACUCCCUACUCCGAAAAGUCCAAUGCCGACGCCAACCGCAGAAAGAAGGACAUCGGUCUAUACGCCAUGAACUUUGGCAACGUCUACGUCGCUUCGACUGCUGUCUACAGCUCUUACACCCAGGUCCUCCAGGCCAUGCUCGAGGCUGACAAGUUUGACGGUCCCUCCGUUGUUCUAGCGUACUUGCCCUACUUUGGCGAGUCUGACUCCCCCCUUACCGUCCUACAGGAGACUAAGAAGGCUGUCGACGCCGGAUACUGGCCUCUGUAUCGAUGGAACCCUGAAAACGAGAAGAAGGGCGAGCCCAACUUCUCUCUCGACUCGGAGCUCAUUAAGAAGGAGCUCAAGACCUUCCUAGCUCGCGAUAACCAGCUCACGCAGCUCAUGAACAAGGAGCCCCAAUUUGCCGCCAGUCUGGCCCAGGACUUCGGUACCGAGGUGCGUGCUCAGCAGAAGCGUAAGGCCAAGGACGCCUACAACCAGCUCCUUGAGGGUCUUCUGGGAGCUCCCCUUACCAUUCUCUACGCCUCUGACAAUGGCAACGCCACCUCUUUGGCUAAGAGACUUGGUAACAGAGGCCGUGCUCGCGGUCUAAAGACCACUGUUUUGGCCAUGGAGGACUAUCCGCUCGAGGAUCUUCCCACCGAGGAGAACAUCGUCUUCCUAACCUCCACUGCUGGUCAAGGAGAGUUCCCUCAAAACGGUCUCGCUUUCUGGGAGGCUGUCAAGGACAACACCAAUCUCGAUCUUGCCACCGUCAACUACUCCAUUUUUGGUCUCGGUGAUAGCCACUACUGGCCCCGCAAGGAGGACAAAAUUUAUUACAAUAAGCCCGCGAAGGACCUGGACCGUGUUUUGACGAAUCUUGGUGGCAAGCGCCUGGCUGCUAUCGGCCUCGGUGACGACCAGGACCCUGAUGCCUACCAUACGGGCUAUGCUGAGUGGGAGCCCAAGAUUUGGCAGGCUCUCGGCGUUGACAACGUCGAUGGGCUCCCUGAUGAGCCCCCGCCUAUCACCAACGAGGACAUUAAGCUGGCCUCUAACUUCCUCCGCGGUACCAUCCUCGAGGGACUCGCAGAUCCUUCUACUGGCGCCAUCUCUGCUGCUGACCAGCAACUCACCAAAUUCCACGGUACUUACAUGCAGGAUGACCGUGAUGUUCGUGAUGAAAGAAAGGCCCAGGGUCUCGAGCCCGCCUACUCUUUCAUGAUUCGAUGCCGUUUGCCUGGUGGUGUUUCUACCCCCAAGCAGUGGGUUCAAAUGGAUGACAUUGCCAACGAACUUGGCAACGAGACGAUGAAGCUCACCACUCGCCAGACCUUCCAGUUCCACGGCGUCGUCAAGGGCAAGCUUAAGCCUGCCAUGCAGGCCAUCAACCGUGCUCUGAUGACUACCAUUGCCGCUUGCGGUGACGUGAACCGCAACGUCAUGUGCAGCUCCCUACCCACGCAGUCCAAGUACCACCGUCAAGUCUUUGCCUGCUCUCAGAAGAUCAGCGACCACCUGCUACCCUCAACCAACGCCUACCACGAGAUUUGGUUGACGGAUGACGAUAACAAGAAGACACAGGUCGCGGGCGAAGCUGUCCAGGACUUUGAGCCCUUGUACGGACCUACCUACUUGCCCCGAAAGUUUAAGAUUACCAUUGCUAUCCCUCCCCACAACGACACCGACGUCUACGCGCACGAUAUUGGUCUGAUUGCCAUCAAGGGUGAGGACGGUAACCUGAUUGGCUUCAACGUGCUAGCUGGUGGUGGCAUGGGCGCCACGCACAACAACAAGAAGACUUAUCCCCAGGUUGGCCGUAUGUUUGGCUACUGCAAGACUGAGGAUGUGCACAUUGCCUGCGAGAAGAUAAUGCUCGUUCAGCGUGACCACGGUGACCGCAAGAACCGCAAGCACGCCCGCCUCAAGUACACUAUUGAUGAUAUGGGCGUCGACGUUUUCCGCAGUAAGGUUGAGGAGCUCUGGGGCAAGAAAUUCGAAGCUGAGCGGCCGUUCGAAUUCAAGUCCAACGUCGACACCUUUGGUUGGGUCAAGGACGAGACGGGCCUGAACCACUUUACCUUCUUCAUCGAGAACGGACGUAUUGAGGAUACACCCGAGUUCCAGAUGAAGACAGGUCUGCGCGAGAUUGCCAAGGUCCACAAGGGCGAGUUCCGCCUCACUGGCAACCAGCAUCUCAUCCUCAGCAAUGUCGCAGACGAGGACCUCGACACCCUCAAAGCACUGAUGAAGAAUUACAAGCUCGACAACGUCCAGUUCUCGGGCCUGCGACUGAGCUCCUCGGCAUGCGUUGCGUUCCCGACCUGUGGCCUGGCUAUGGCCGAGUCGGAACGGUACCUUCCAGUGCUGAUCACCAAGCUCGAGUCGUGCCUCGAGGAGGCUGGGCUCCGCCGCGACUCCAUCGUCAUGCGCAUGACGGGCUGCCCCAACGGCUGUGCGCGCCCCUGGCUCGCCGAGGUCGCCUUCGUCGGCAAGGCCUACGGCGCGUACAACAUGUACCUCGGCGGCGGCUACCACGGUCAGCGCCUCAACAAGCUCUAUCGCUCCAGCAUCAAGGAGGACGAGAUUCUCGCCGUCAUGCGGCCUCUCUUGAAGCGCUACGCCGCCGAGCGCGAGGACGCCGAGCGGUUCGGCGACUUUUGCAUCCGCGUCGGCGUCAUCAAGGCGACGACUGAUGGUCAAAACUUUCACGAGGGCGUGGCCGAGGAGGAUGAGGAGGAUGAGUAG
Messenger RNA from Cordyceps fumosorosea ARSEF 2679, 4590 nucleotides. RefSeq names its product sulfite reductase beta subunit. Gene Ontology annotation, biological process: amino acid biosynthetic process; sulfate assimilation. Bases 1 to 4590 code for a protein of 1529 amino acids. NCBI's taxonomy places the organism in Eukaryota, Fungi, Ascomycota, Sordariomycetes, Hypocreales, Cordycipitaceae. The transcript is spliced from 3 exons. Gene Ontology annotation, cellular component: sulfite reductase complex (NADPH). Gene Ontology annotation, molecular function: heme binding; sulfite reductase (NADPH) activity; 4 iron, 4 sulfur cluster binding. The record is from RefSeq and is a predicted model, not a curated record.